AUGGACAAGUUCGAAGACAAGACCAUUACGCUGCCCGACGGUAGGCUCAUGGCUUAUGCCAUCUACGGCGUCGACGAUGUCGCGGCACCUACAAUCUUUUACUUUCACGGCUUCCCGGGUUCUCACCAUGAGGGGUAUCAAUCAAACGCCGCUGCCCUCAAGCAUGGCAUCCGCGUCAUCGCUCCGUCGCGGCCUGGCAGCAGCAUGUCGACAUUUCAGCCCAACCGCCAGCUCACCGACUACCCCAGCGAUAUUCUAGCGCUGGCCGAUCAUCUCUCUGUUGGCAAGUUCGCCAUCAUCGGCGUUUCUGGAGGCGGUCCGUACGCUAUCGCAUGUUUCAGAGGGAUCCCGCGUGAUCGCCUCGUGGGCGUUGGUCUUGUUGCUGGGUUGAUGCCUUCGUCGUUGGGCACGGCGGGCAUGUUGAUGAAGACCCGCAUCAUGCUGGGUAUUGCGCCCUGGGCUACUGGACUUUUGGGAUGGUUGGUGGAUGGACAGAUGGGAGCAGCAGCUCGAGAUGAUGACCCAGAGAAGAUGCAAAAUCUACUGGACCAAGAAUUCUCAGGACGUCCUGAAAAGGAUAGAGACAUGUGGGAGAAUUAUCCAGAGAUGAAAGAGGUCAUUGUUCGCUCGAUGCGAGAAGCCACCAAGGCAGGCGGAUACUCGAUGGCAUGGGAGGCUCGCCUCUACGGGAGCGAUUGGGGAUUCAAGCUGGAGGACAUCAAGGUUGAGAAGGGACGGAUGAUAUUCUGGCAUGGAGAUGAGGAUGUGAAUGUCCCCAUUAGCAUGGCUGAGAAGGCAGUAGCACUGAUGCCGGGUUCUGAGUUGAGGGCUCAGAAGGGGGAGACGCAUAUGACUGUUGUGGUUAGGAUGGAUGAGUAUUUGGGAGAGUUGAAGGCUAUGUUGGCUUAG
Molecule: messenger RNA, 909 nt
Organism: Fusarium vanettenii 77-13-4
Lineage: Eukaryota; Fungi; Ascomycota; Sordariomycetes; Hypocreales; Nectriaceae
Exons: 1
Coding region: 1-909 (302 amino acids)
Source: RefSeq, a predicted model, not a curated record